Molecule: messenger RNA, 3550 nt
Organism: Siniperca chuatsi (mandarin fish)
Lineage: Eukaryota; Metazoa; Chordata; Actinopteri; Centrarchiformes; Sinipercidae
Gene: dpysl5a
Product: dihydropyrimidinase like 5a
Exons: 13
Coding region: 161-1855 (564 amino acids)
Cellular component (GO): cytosol; cytoplasm
Molecular function (GO): hydrolase activity, acting on carbon-nitrogen (but not peptide) bonds, in cyclic amides
Source: RefSeq, a predicted model, not a curated record
CUGCGGUCUGCUGGUCCCGGACCGGCCAGGAAGGCAUCCAUCUGGUGUGUGUAUCUCCUUGGGAAGUGCCAUCCACGGAUUGUGUUGCAUUCUGUUCCUGCAGAAAGUAACCAGAGAGCCGAGUGGAGCAGCAGCAGGCCCAUAGAGGAGAGCUAUAGCCAUGUCUUCCAGCUCAGCGAUGGUGCGGAUCCUGAUAAAGGGCGGCAAGGUGGUGAACGACGACUGCACUCAGGAGGCUGACGUCUACAUCGAGAACGGCAUCAUCCAGCAGGUGGGGAAGGAGCUGAUGAUUCCAGGUGGAGCCAAAGUGAUCGACGCCUCAGGAAAACUGGUCCUCCCCGGGGGUAUCGACACCAGCGUCCACCUGGAGGAAAGCUUCAUGAACGCAACCACAGCAGAUGACUUCUACAGCGGCACCAAGGCUGCUCUAGCUGGCGGUACAACAAUGGUGAUCGGACACAUUCUGCCAGAGAAGAAUGAGUCUUUGCUGGAAGCCUACGAGAAGUGCCGCAGCUCAGCGGACUCCAAAGCCUGCUGUGACUACGCUCUGCAUGUGGGAGUUACUUGGUGGGGACCCCAGGUGCGAGCUGAGAUGGAGAAGUUGGUGAGAGAGAAAGGAGUGAAUUCCUUUCAGAUGUUCAUGGCCUAUAAGGACAUGUUCAUGCUGAGAGACAGCGAGCUCUUCCAGGCUCUGCAGCACUGUAAGGACAUCGGAGCUAUAGCAAGAGUCCAUGCUGAAAAUGGGGAACUGGUGGCAGAGGGUGCAAAAGAAGCAUUGGACCUGGGCAUCAGUGGCCCAGAGGGGAUUGAAAUCAGCAGGCCUGAAGAGUUGGAAGCAGAGGCGACCCACAGGGCAAUUACCAUCAGCAACAGGGCCCACUGCCCGAUCUAUCUUGUCAACGUGUCCAGUAUGGCUGCAGGAGAUGUAGUGGCUACAGCCAAGAUGCAGGGUAAGGUGGUCCACGGUGAAACAACCACAGCCCACGCUGUGCUGAACGGUAUGCAGUACUAUCAUCAGGACUGGGCCCAUGCUGCUGCCCACGUUACUGUGCCUCCUCUCCGCCUGGACCCCAAUACUCCCAAUUUCCUAAUGAGCCUGCUGGGAAAUGACACUCUGAAUGUUGUGGGGUCCGACCACCGUCCAUUCACCAUCAAACAGAGAGCCAUGGGCAAGGAUGAUUUCACAAAGAUCCCCCAUGGGCUUCCUGGCAUUCAGGAUCGCAUGAGCGUCAUCUGGGAGAAAGGAGUGAUUGGAGGUAAAAUGGAUGAGAAUCGCUUUGUAGCAGUCACAAGCUCAAACGCAGCCAAGAUCUACAACCUCUACCCCAGGAAAGGGAGGAUCAUCCCAGGAGCAGAUGCUGAUGUGGUGGUCUGGGACCCCGAGGGAUCCAAGACCAUUUCUGUGGAUAACCAGGUCCAGGGAGGAGAUGUUAACCUGUAUGAAGGUCUCCGUUGCCAUGGUGUACCCCUGGUCACUAUAAGUCGCGGCCGUAUGGUCUAUGAAAAUGGCAUAUUCACAUGUGCUGAGGGCUCUGGAAAGUUUUUCCCCCUGAGAACCUUCCCAGAUUACCUCUACAAGAAGAUGGUUCAGAGGGAAAAGUGCCAGGCUGUGAAAGCUGUUGAACGGGAGCCCUACACAGGUGAAGUUGUUACAUUGGUCAACUCAGGAAAGAGGGAUUUUGGGGCUUCAGAUCUGGACACUCCGACGCGCCCCUCCACCCGGCACGGGGGCCAGAGAGACCUCCACGAGUCCAGCUUCAGUCUGUCUGGUGCCCAGAUUGAUGACAACAUUCCAAAGAGAUCCUCGGCCAGGAUCCUCGCUCCUCCUGGAGGGAGAUCCAGCGGGAUCUGGUAACCAAUCAGACGGCCACUACAUGAAGCAGAAGAAUGAUACCUGAGGGAAACAUAUGGCCAAGCAAGAUGACUUGUUUUUCUCUCUGGAAGCUUAGAAUAUGUGUGAGGUAAUGGAGUCAUGUUUUUAUUUUGAACUCAGCACAGUUACAUAGGACUGUAAAACGUUAAACUUAUGACAUUGCCGUAAUAAUAUUGGAAUAUGGAUCAAGGAAAACUAUUGCUAAGUGGUUGUAGCUACCAAAUUUCAGUCAAUCGUAACCAAAUAUAAGCAGCAAAUAAAAAAUGAGUUGCCAAUGAAUUGCUUUGGCUGUUGGAUCACGUUAGGGGAAAUAUCUUACUAAUAGUUUUAGGAAUAUGAAGGUGAGUCAUGAUUUUUAUGAUGCGAUUGUGUUACCUCACUGUAAAAUACGAUUUUGCACUUGUAUCAUGUACUAUUUAGAUGCCUUUUUACAUGAUUUAAUGUCACAAAUAUCACAAAUGUCUUUUUACUGCGAGCCAUGGUGAAUAAAAUGUAAUAAAUUAAAUUAUUACAAAGUUGUUGGCAUGACAUUAAUGUCAGUUAUGAAAAAUAUAGUUGCAAUUGACCAAUUGAUGAAAAAUAUAAUGCAAGCUAACCUUUUAAAUGUGUUUGUUUAUUUAUUUUUUAUAUUGCGUUAUUUGUGCUAUUUUCUGUUGAUGCUACUGUGUUAGAAUUAUUUCCUAAAUAAGAAUGAGGUCUUUGUGCAGUAGUUCAUCAUUGUCAGAUUAGCAUUUCAGAUCAUGUUUACAGCCUUAUGGCAGAAUAGACUUCUGUUCCACCCCCACCAAAUGUGAAUAAACCUAUGCUGUGUGUACUGUGCAUGGUAGCAUAGUUAGAACUACUGUAAUAAGCACUAAUAUUACUCAUGUUACGCAGCAUUCUUUGUAAUCAUAUCCAUUUUCCACAGAGAGCAAAAAGUCUCACCCAAACUGCCUUUUUCUCACCUGAGAACACUGACACCCACAAACACAUCGUCCCAUACUGCCAGUACAGAUCAUGACAUGUUGAUCGCUGUCAUUUCUUUUAGAAUGGGCACUUUUUACUGCUUUGAUGCAUUCUGGUCUGAAACGGCAGGGUUUAAAAUGUUCCUGUGACUGACACUUCUGAUGUAAUGUAUGUAUGCAUGUAGAGAAGGUGAAGUGAUCCUCUUUAGCAUUCAGAUAGUUGAAGUUUAACAGCGGACAGUCAAUGAAUGCCAUUUCUUUAGGGGAUCAAAUACCUUCAUACUGUAUGUCACUGAAAGCUCAGCAUCAUAACUGGAAGGCAUGAUUGUUUAGCAACUACAGAAAAAGCACUGAUACUACCACUGUAUUUUUAUUGUUUGUUUUAGUUACAGAUUUUUUCUUGUGAAUAAUUGUCUUAGUAAUCGAUUUUGUUGUAUUUUUGUCAACGCUGCAGUGUAAGCAGGGAUGCACACAAGAUUUUGAUCCUACUUUAGACCCAGAUAUGUUCAGGAGAUCAUCAUGCUACAGUAAAAGUCCUACAUCCUGUUUGUUUUUUAGACAGAUUUCACUUUUGAUCUUUAGAAGCUCCAGUGAAUCUUGUUGUGUCUUCCCUUUCCCAAAUGUACACUGGUGCUGAACAAUGUGUCGUCACAUUGAAUUCCUUUUAUCUCUUAUUUCGUCUUACAGCUCUUUAUCACAUGAUUUGAGUGCAAAUAAACCACAUUGAAAUCUC